UUCUCCUCGAGCGCUGUGUACAGAGAAGUCGGCCGAUUCGGCCGUGGGCGGUCCUGGUCUUGUGCUCAAAUCACGUAAAGCGACUCGCCUUCAUGAAGUCCCGCCGAAAUGUCUAAUGUCAAUCCCCAACUGGAGGAAGAAUUGCGCAAGCUCGACGAGGAGCUGGAAGAAGGGGACAUAACCAGGAAAGGCUAUGAGAAACGCCGCACGCUCAUACUUUCGCAGUACAUCAGCCCUCAGCAGUCCCCGCAGCCGCAGUCGCGACUUCGAGUACACUCCCCUGAUGACACUGAUCAUCCGGCAUCCAGCGAUGCCUCCCGGGCAGCCUCACUCGCCGCUCUCACGGGCAGGUCUGCGAGCAACCACUCGGGGAAUGGAACAAUGACAGAGGGCUAUCCGAGCAUGGCUCGACCGGUCUCAAUUGUAAGGGAGGAAUACAGUAAUGAUCCUCGAAGAAGUUCGACACCACAAAGUCUGGUCCAGAGAUUUCAAGAGCGGGAAGGAGCAGGAGGAGGCAGGACAAUGUCAGGAUCGUCGUACGACAAUCGCAAUGAGACCUUUCAGACUGCGAAUGAGGCCUCUCGUACUCAGACACUCAUGAGCCAGAACUACGCCUUUAAUCCCGACACCCAGCCUAAUUACGCUGGCGCAGACACCAGAAACUCUACCAUGCUGGAGCAGGGGUAUUUCUCGGACUUUGCUGGCCAACAAAGAGAAGACCAACAAGAAACCUAUGGUGGCAACGUCCACCGCUAUUCCUCGGGCGAGGUAACUUCCCCAACUGCGCAGAUUCCACCACCUUUCUUGGGUGCUGGAGAGCUGCCGGGAGGUGCAGCGAUACAUCAGAUGCCCCUUGAGCCUCGAGAAGUUCCUUUCGCCAUUUGCGACCCCCAUGACUCCCACAUUGAAAUGUCCAGUUUCGAAAACAUUGCAGCUGUGCUGCGGCAUCGAGCAAAGACGAAUCCCAAGCAGGCCGCAUAUUGGGUGCUGGAUCAGAAGGGCAAAGAGCUUGUGUCAAUAACAUGGGACAAGCUCUGUAGUCGUGCGGAAAAGGUGGCCCAGGUCAUCCGGGAUAAGAGUAGCCUGUACAAGGGCGAUCGUGUGGCAUUGAUCUACACCGAGAAUGAGAUCAUUGAGUUUGCCGUGGCACUCCUGGGCUGCUUCAUUGCGGGUGUCGUCGCGGUGCCGAUCAACGACUUGAAGAACUACACUCGUUUGAACGUUGUGUUGACCUCUACACAAGCCCAUCUCGCAUUGACGACGGAGGCCAAUCUGAAGAACUUUCAGCGGGACAUCACUGCUGCUAAACUCAGUUGGCCUCGUGGUGUUGAGUGGUGGAAGACGAAUGAAUUUGGAAGCUAUCACCCAAAGAGAAAGGGCGAAGAGCCUCCUCUCGUAGUGCCUGAUCUAGCAUACAUCGAGUUCUCUACAGCCCCAACUGGCGAUUUGCGGGGAGUUGUCAUGAGCCACAAAACGAUCAUGCAUCAGAUGGCGACACUGAGUGCGAUGAUCACAUCCGCGACGAGCAAUACAAGAGCUGAUACCUUCAAUCCUUCUCUACGGGACAAACAAGGCCAUCUGAUCACAGGUUCGAGACAUGGAGAGACCAUCCUUAGCUAUUUGGAUCCGAGGCAAAGCAUCGGCAUGAUUCUGGGCAUCUUGUUGAACGUCUAUGGCGGUCAUACAGGGGUCUACAUUGAUCAGCGUGCGAUCGAGACAGCUGGUCUUUACGCGAAUCUGAUCUCCAAGUACAAGACAACCCUUCUGGUGGCGGAUUAUCCUGGCCUGAAACGUGUGGUAUAUAACUACCAAGCAGAUCCGAUGACGACGAGAAACUUCAAAAAAGGGACUGAGCCCAACUUCAGCAGCGUCAAGCUAUGCAUGAUCGAUACAUUGACUGUGGACGCCGAAUUCCAUGAGUUGCUUGCAGACCGCUGGCUCAAGCCGCUCCGCAACCCCCGGGCCCGCGAAAUCGUCGCGCCGAUGUUGUGUUUGCCCGAACAUGGGGGCAUGGUGAUCAGCAUGCGCGAUUGGCUUGGUGGAGAGGAAAGAAUGGGCUGUUCAUUGACCCAUGAGAUGGACCAUGACCACGAAGUCGAACAGAAGAAAGAAGACGAAACUUCUAACAACAAGUCCGCCUUUGGUAGCAGUUUGCUCGGAGGUGGCAGCAAGCCAAAACCACCCAAAGAACGCUCGACAGAAGAUCUUGGUGAAGUACUGCUGGACAAAGAGGCUCUGAAGACUAAUGAUAUCGUUGUCCUAGCUAUGGGUUCUGAGGCGCGCGCCAAAGCCGAGUCAUAUCCGAAUGCUGUGAGGUGCGGAGCCUUUGGCUAUCCAAUACCUGAUGCUACUCUAGCAGUGGUAGAUCCGGAGUCUGGUCUAAUAUGCAGUCCGAACUCUAUCGGUGAGAUCUGGGUGGACUCACCUUCACUCUCAGGCGGGUUCUGGGCACUGCCUAGGCACACCGAGACGAUAUUUCAUGCACGUCCCUACUGCUUCAAAGAGGGAAAUCCAACGCCGACAGCCAUUGACCCGGAAUUCCUUCGAACCGGCCUGCUUGGCUGCCUCAUCGAAGGCAAAAUCUACGUACUCGGAUUGUAUGAAGAUCGUCUGAGGCAAAGAGUCGAAUGGGUCGAAUCUGGUCUCGCGGUGCAGGAACACCGCUAUUACUUCGUUCAACAUCUCAUUCUCACUAUCAUGAGGAAUGUGCCCAAGAUUCAUGACUGUUCAGCAUUUGAUUGUUUUGUGAAUGACGAGCAUCUUCCAAUCAUCCUUCUCGAGUCGAUCUCCGCUUCGACUGCUCCUGUAUCGUCAGGAGGUCCUCCGAGGCAACUUGAUAUUGCCUUGCUUGAAUCCCUAGCCGACCGGACAAUGGAAGUGUUGUAUCAGGAACAUCACCUGCGAGUAUACUGUGUUUUGAUCACGGCGCCCGGGGUUCUGCCGCGGGUAACGAAGAAUGGUCGACGGGAAAUUGGCAACAUGCUAUGCCGUAAAGAAUUUGACAACGGCUCGUUGCCAUGUGUACAUGUCAAGUUUGGCGUCGAACGAGCCGUCCAAAAUCUACCAUUUGGGGAAGACAUCAGCGGUGGGAUCUGGUCUGCAAUCGCGAGCGGUGCUCGAACACAACUCCUCUACGACCAGGAGACGCAAUGGUCAGGUGUCGAUCCCAGAGAAGUCGUUAUUGAUGAUCGAACGUCCACGGCCCUAAGCAAUUUUACAAACAUUUUCGACCUCAUGCAAUGGCGAGUGGCCAGGCAGGCCGAUGAACUUGCAUACUGCACAGUCGAUGGCAGGGGUAAGGAGGGAAAGCCGCUCACCUGGAAAAAGUUCGACCUACGAGUGGCGGCUGUGGCAUUGUACUUGCGGAACAAGGUGAAGAUCAAGCCAAGCGACCAUGUUGUUCUGAUGUAUACCCACUCCGAGGACUAUGUCUUCGCGCUUUAUGCUUGCAUGGUCCUAGGAGCAAUCGCCAUUCCGCUCGCGCCUUUGGAUUCGAAUCGACUUUCCGAAGAUGCACCAGCUUACCUUCACAUUGUCGCGGACAUGGGUGUGAAAGCGGUUCUCUGCAAUACCGAGGUCGAUCAUCUUUUUAAACAAAAACCCGUUUCGCAGCAUCUCAAACAAUCCGCACAAUAUCUCAAGACCAAUAUUCCCAACGUGUACAACACCACAAAGCCCGCCAAGCAGUCACAUGGCUGUAGAGACCUCGGUCUCACCAUGACUCGUUCCUGGGUAUCACCUUCCAAUCCUGUCAUCAUUUGGACCUACUGGACACCAGAUCAACGCCGAGUCUCUGUCCAGCUAGGACACGAUACGAUCCUUGGAAUGUGCAAAGUUCAGAAAGAGACUUGCCAGAUGACGAGCUCAAAGCCUGUCCUGGCCUGUGUUAGGAGUACUAUUGGCAUUGGCUUUCUUCAUACGGUCAUGAUGGGUGUCUACAAUGGAAGUACUACCUACUUGAUAUCGCCACUCGACUUUGCUCAAAAUCCUGGUUCCUUAUUCCAAGCAUUGUCGAGGUAUAAAGUCAAGGAUACAUACGCCACGAGUCAGAUGCUGGAUUUCGCCAUGGGUCACGUUGCUGGCAAAGGCUAUUCCUUGCAUGAGCUUAAAAACUUGAUGAUAAUCACAGAGACUCGGCCACGUCUCGACCUCUUCAUCAAAGCAAGAACACAUUUCGCACAAACCGGUCUCGAAAGAACGGCUGUCAACACGAUUUACACGCAUGUUCUCAAUCCGAUGAUAGCGUCUCGUAGCUACAUGUCCAUUGAGCCCAUUGAGCUUUGGCUUGACCUACGAGCUCUCCGAAGAGGCCUUAUAUAUCCAGUCGAUCCGGACACCGAUCCAACAGCGUUAUGUAUUCAGGAUUCGGGAAUGGUUCCCGUGGCUACGCGGAUAGCUGUCGUUAAUCCGGAGACUUGUCAAUUGUGCCACGUCGGCGAAUAUGGCGAGAUAUGGGUGCAGUCCGAAGCAUGCGCGAAAUCGUUCUACAUGUCCAAGCAAACAUUCGACGAGGAAAGAUUCAGUGGCCGCAUUGCGGGAGGCGAUCCAAAUCAGACCUAUGUCCGCACAGGUGAUUUGGGCUUUUUGCACAAUGUCACGAGACCAAUAGGUCCAGGCAAUCAGCCUGUCGAAAUGCAGAUCCUGUUUGUGCUGGGAAGUAUUGGAGAGACUUUCGAGGUCAAUGGCCUCAAUCAUUUCCCGAUCGACAUCGAAAAUAGCAUUGAAAGAUGUCAUCGAAACAUUGCACCGGGCGGUUGCGCCGUGUUCCAAGCUGGUGGAUUGGUCGUGGUCCUGGUCGAGGUCUUCCGCAAGGCAUACUUGGCCUCUAUUGUACCGGUCAUUGUCAAUGCUGUCCUCCAUGAACAUCAAAUCAUCGUUGACAUUGUCGCUUUUGUUGGUCAAGGGGACUUUCCUCGGAGUCGACUGUCAGAGAAGCAACGGGGCAAGAUCCUGGCGUCGUGGGUGACCCGAAAAUUGCGCACCAUCGCUCAGUUUGGUAUCCGGGACCCGGACGGUCCAGACUCACAGGACUUUGGAAUACCCGCAGAGCGGAAAUCCACGAGCAUAAUCACGAAGACUCUCAGUCACCAGGGCCAAACAAGGAUGUCAGUGGCCUCGGAGUCGCAAAACAGCAUACAGCCAGAUAGACCAGUCGGCCGCUCCAACCCAGCCCCAGAAUUGCCAUUUUCGCUGCCGCCCAAUCAUUACCAGAUCGAUCCUACAGGACUCUACGACGAGAGAGAAGCGCAGGCCGGUGAAAAGAAUGGAGGAGUUUCUCUGACUGACAGGCCCUACACUCUUCCAGAGGGUGCUGUCGAGAUGCCAACGAUGAAUUACAAUGACGACGAUGAAAAGAACAAUCCCUAUAUGACGGACGAGAAGUUCUUCGACCCCAAUGCGGAUUCUGUGGAGCUAGAAAGGCAAUUUGGGGAGUAUUCCCGUUCUGGGUCACAACUCGACAUCGACCAAGGAGGGCCUCCUCGACUUUCUCUCGUCAAUCCGGAUCAGUACUCUUCGAAUGGGAGCAACGAAAACACUCCCACGUCGUAUACAGCUACUGCAACGCCAACUUCGGCACUCCCUCUUGCUUCCAGCUUGGAUAAUCAGGAAGCAGACUUGGAGAGUCCAUAUCAAGACCAGGGCAAUCCCUUCCGGAACUCCAUACCCGCAUCCGUCCCGAGUUUUGACUUUGUUGCGCCUAUGCGCAGUCCGGCUCGGGAUCAAAAGACGGGCGUCUCUGCGGCUUACAAUCAAGUUACUUCUCCCACGCUAGGAGGACGUGCUUUGCUUCCAAGCCAACAGGCGCGACAUCCUAAUCCUGAUGUGCCCGAACCGUUGCGGACAUCGAGACAAGCCUCUGGUCAGUCUGGAGUUUCUUACGAGGCGCAAGACUUGCCUAGAGAAGCAUUGGCAUAUGCGUCGGCUUAUGACGGGAAGCCUUCUCCAGAGAGUCAGCACAGAAAGAAUUUACUUCACCCUGAGGAGGAGCGACAAAAUGUGGAUAUGACUAGUGUUGCUGGCAGUAUCAGAAGACGUUAUGAUGGAAGUGGCUAUGAUGACUAUGACUAUUGAGCGUGAUGAGGAAUUGGGAUUGUGGGACAUGUAAAGAAUACGAGCAGUUGUGAGACGAAAUGGCCGGUCUGCUGUUAGUGACUGGCCAGCUUUGUGCAUAUGAAAAGCAGAAUGAAGUGACAUGAAUAAACAAUGAGAUUGUUCCUCGUAACUCAUGACUUGUGUCGUGAGGAUCCGCCAGCAUAUGCGCGUGUCGAGUAUGUGGCACUCUGCUUACUAGGUACUACACGUCUUCUUUGUCGUAAAGUACGGUACAUUCCAAGAAGCAUUGCGUUGCACCGAGCAAGGCUGCCCAGGGACGG
Molecule: messenger RNA, 6374 nt
Organism: Exophiala viscosa
Lineage: Eukaryota; Fungi; Ascomycota; Eurotiomycetes; Chaetothyriales; Herpotrichiellaceae
Exons: 1
Coding region: 109-6072 (1987 amino acids)
Cellular component (GO): cytosol
Source: RefSeq, a predicted model, not a curated record